Messenger RNA from Petromyzon marinus (sea lamprey), 2094 nucleotides. It is a transcript of the gene TMED2, whose product is annotated as transmembrane p24 trafficking protein 2. NCBI's taxonomy places the organism in Eukaryota, Metazoa, Chordata, Hyperoartia, Petromyzontiformes, Petromyzontidae. The record is from RefSeq and is a predicted model, not a curated record.
CGACCAAUGGGAGCGCGCCGUCUCCGGGCCUGGCUGCUGUAGAGGAGCAAUGGCGCCGCUCGUGCCCAGGUCGCUGUCGCUGCUAGCGCUGCUGCUGCUGGGCGCCGCGCCCCGCUCGGGCCUCGCCUUCUUCAUCAGCGUGGACGCGCACGCCGAGGAGUGCUUCUUCGAGAAGGUCACGUCCGGCACGAAGAUGGGGCUCAUCUUCGAGGUGGCCGAGGGCGGCUUCCUGGACAUCGACGUGGAGAUCACGGGGCCCGAUGGACGGGAGAUCUACCGUGGGGACCGGGAAUCAAACGGGAAGUACACCUUCGCGGCCCACAUGGACGGCGUCUACAAGUUCUGCUUCGGCAACAAGAUGUCCACCAUGACGCCCAAGAUGGUCAUGUUCACCAUUGACAUGGGCGAGACUCCCAAGGGCCAGGACAUGGAGACCGAGGGUCGAGAUACGUGGGAGGCUCAUCAGAACAAGUUGGAGGAGAUGAUUAACGAGCUCGCCACGGCCAUGACGGCCGUCAAGCACGAGCAGGAGUACAUGGAGGUCCGCGAGCGGAUCCAUCGGUCGGUGAAUGACAACACCAACAGUCGUGUGGUGCUCUGGGCCUUCUUCGAGGCGCUGGUCCUGGUUGCCAUGACGCUGGGCCAGAUCUACUACCUGAAACGCUUCUUCGAAGUGCGGCGGGUGGUGUGAGCGGCAUCAUCGGCGUGGAAUCUCCCCCCCCCCCCUCGCGCCGUCACCUUGGUCCGUAAACACUGUCUCGUCAGCAGCCAGAUGCAAUCCUCACACAGGGUUGAUAACCACAGCACCCACAAGUCAUUAUUUAUGUGUUUUAUUAACAAGUUCCGGUUGCCAUAGAGGCUUAGGUUUUGGAGCUUGUGUGCAGGGUGCGACAAUCUAAAUUCCCCCAUACACGUUUUCUGCUUGAAGUGGGUUUUUUUUGUACGUGGCAGGGGCCAUCAAAGUUUUGUGAAUGAGGUCACCGUGACUGGUCAAGGGCUUAUCGUUUCAUCCCAUUUUUGCGCCAGUCCGAAUCACGUUACAGUACACUUACGUUGCCAUUGGCUAUACUGAAAACCUAAUAUGUAACGGGUAUGGCGUGAACGUACCGUUCAUGUCCUACAUGUGCUAUUCUUGCCCUAAAUUUAAGAAACCAAGACACCUCGGCAGUGGUUGUGCAAGCACAGCUCAAUAAGAUCUCGCUGCCAUCUUCAUUAACGCUGCCCUACGACCUACGCAGUCAGGAUAAAUAAUUUCGACCGACUUGGAGAAUGCCGUUUAGAGGCCAUCCAUUUAGUACGUACGCACAAAUCUGUCUGCUUGACCCCUCCCCCCCUUCCCUGUAUGCACGCGUACUUUUUACACCCCCUCCACCUGCGUAUGUACGCUUGACCCCCCCCUCCCCCCUCGAAUCCUAUAGAACGGGCCGAUAUUUAAUCCACGCAGAAACGAUCAAGGAUUAAUAAUAUUAACGUGUUUAAGCAAACAGUCCACCACCGGCUGCAUUAAAUAGUUAAGUUUGUCUAGUUUCCACUAGAUUAAAAUGCCGACUGAACCCAGUCGAACAGGUGACGUAUUCUAGUUAUUUUGUCAACACGUGCAAUGUCAGGCUUCAGCCUGACAUUGUUAUCGAGGCUUCAUCCCCCCCUCCCCCCCCCCGUUUCCUUUGCGUACGUACAUUGUUAAUAGACCCCCCAUACGCAAGCGUAUGCAUUUGGAUUCACCCCCUCCAUGCGCAUGUACUAAAUGGAUGGCCCCUUACAAUGUGACCCACGCACUGGAUCGUCGGAGACGGUUGAUGUCGUGUUACCGUUGAAAGAUUCUGUUAAUGACGAUGGAGGUGAGAGUUGAUUUCAGUCCUGUUCUGCAUCUCUCGGCCACCCCUGCUACCACCUUGUCCCUCCCGUGCCCUCCAAUCGUCAGGAGACGCUUUAUUUUCAAUUUCUGUUUGGACUGCGAUUUGUUGCGGAGCUAAAGUACGGGGAGUUGCGAAGUCGCGUUUGUCUGGUGGGGUUUUUAAUAAAGAGAAGACGGUUUUGUUGCCACAGAAAUGUUUGGACUGUUGAAUGAACAGAAUAAAGAUGAGAAAACCUCCA